This is a messenger RNA of Carassius carassius (crucian carp), 2060 nucleotides long. RefSeq names its product histidine--tRNA ligase-like. Gene Ontology annotation, molecular function: histidine-tRNA ligase activity; ATP binding; identical protein binding. Gene Ontology annotation, cellular component: mitochondrion; cytoplasm. Bases 329 to 1891 code for a protein of 520 amino acids. Gene Ontology annotation, biological process: mitochondrial translation; histidyl-tRNA aminoacylation. The transcript is spliced from 14 exons. NCBI's taxonomy places the organism in Eukaryota, Metazoa, Chordata, Actinopteri, Cypriniformes, Cyprinidae. The record is from RefSeq and is a predicted model, not a curated record.
GUAGCUGCAGUUCCGUCCCAGGUUCAUCAUCGGCUGUCUGUCUGGAGCACCAUGGCCGAUAAAGCACAGCUACAGGAGGCGAUUAAAACACAAGGAGAGGUCGUCAGGAAACUGAAAUCAGAGAAAGCGAGUAAAGAACAGGGCCCGUAGUGACAGGGUUGCUCACCACUUUUCUCCUGUUCUUCCUGCUUGUUGGCGCGGAUACCACCUCCACCACCAUCAUCAUCAUCGCUGCACACCUGGAUUAUCCUCGCUGUUUGUGGGAUCGGAUCGGAUCUGUUUUUGGACUGUAUGGUAUUGUGAUUGGUGUGUGUUUGGACUGUGCAUAAUGAACGCUCUGGGGCUGGUCUCCAUGCGGCUGUGUGCUGGACUCAUGGGCCGUCGCUCUGCUGUCAACCUGCCAUUUCUGCGCUUCUCCUCUGGAAUGACUUUAUCACAGAUUGAUGAAGAAGUGGCCAAACUGUUGCAGCUCAAAGCUCAGCUGGGAGGAGAUGAGGGAAAACAUGUGUUUGUUCUCAAGACAGCCAAGGGAACCAGGGACUAUAACCCCAAGCAAAUGGCUAUCAGAGAAAAGGUUUUCAAUAUCAUCGUCAACUGCUUUAAACGCCAUGGUGCUGAAACCAUCGAUACCCCCGUCUUUGAGCUGAAGGAAACGUUGACGGGGAAGUACGGCGAAGACUCCAAACUCAUCUACGAUCUGAAGGACCAGGGAGGAGAACUUCUGUCUCUGAGAUAUGACCUCACUGUCCCAUUUGCUCGCUAUCUCGCUUUGAAUAAAAUCACCAACAUUAAGCGCUACCACAUUGCUAAAGUGUACCGCAGAGACAACCCAGCCAUGACCCGGGGCAGAUACAGGGAGUUCUACCAGUGUGAUUUCGAUAUUGCAGGUCAGUAUGAUGCCAUGAUCCCUGAUGCCGAGUGUCUGAAAAUUGUCUACGAGAUCCUGAAUGAAUUAGAUCUGGGAGAUUUUCGUAUCAAGGUGAAUGACCGACGAAUUCUAGAUGGAAUGUUUGCUGUGUGCAGCGUUCCUGACGAGAAGUUCCGCACAAUCUGCUCCACAGUGGACAAACUGGACAAGACGGCCUGGGAGGAUGUAAAAAAGGAGAUGGUGAAUGAGAAAGGUCUUUCAGAGGAUGUGGCCGAUCGGAUCGGAGCGUAUGUGAGCAUGCAGGGUGGACAGGAUCUGGCCGAGCGGCUGCUUCAGGACCCCAACCUGUCCCAAAACAAACAGGCCUGCGCUGGGCUCACAGAUAUGAAGCUGCUCUUCAGCUACCUGGAGCUCUUCCAGGUCACAGAUAAGGUGGUGUUUGAUUUGAGUCUGGCUCGAGGACUGGACUACUACACUGGUGUGAUUUAUGAAGCUGUUCUCUCCCAGACCAUCCCAGCGCCGGUGUGCACGCCCACAGAGCAGAACGGGGCAGAUGAGGCUGGCGUGAGUGUUGGUAGCGUGGCUGGUGGAGGGCGAUACGAUGGUCUGGUGGGCAUGUUUGACCCCAAGGGCAGGAAAGUGCCCUGUGUUGGCGUCAGCAUUGGGAUUGAAAGGAUCUUUUCCAUCAUGGAGCAGAAGGCCGAGGCAUCUUCUGUGAAGGUGCGCACCACUGAAACUCAAGUGCUGGUGGCCUCAGCGCAGAAGAACCUUCUAGAAGAGCGACUCAAACUGACCAGCGAGCUUUGGAACGCUGGAAUCAAGGCUGAAGUUUUAUAUAAGAAAAACCCGAAGCUGUUGAGCCAACUGCAGCACUGUGAGGAAACUGGGAUUCCACUGGUGGCUAUUUUAGGAGAACAAGAGCUCAAAGACGGAGUCGUCAAACUGCGUAAUGUGGCCAGCCGAGAAGAAGUUGAUGUGCCCAGAGCAGAUCUGGUGGAUGAGAUCAAAACAAGGACCUUGUAGUCUUAAAAACAGUCACCAUAAGGACGACAGUGGACCCAUUUACCAAACGCCAAUUACAAUUGUGUAAUCAAACAUUGACACUUAAGGAGAAAACAUAUUCAGCUCAUAGCCUGCUCUUUCAAAUUGUGCUUAGAUUAUGUCAGAUCUAUCAAUAAAUGAGUAACUAAGA